Messenger RNA from Caenorhabditis remanei, 525 nucleotides. RefSeq lists its product as uncharacterized. The record is from RefSeq and is a predicted model, not a curated record. Bases 1 to 525 code for a protein of 174 amino acids. The transcript has 3 exons. NCBI's taxonomy places the organism in Eukaryota, Metazoa, Nematoda, Chromadorea, Rhabditida, Rhabditidae.
AUGGGUAACUUCUUUUCCGCCCUCAUCAAACCUAAACCAAAAAAACGCAGCAAAUGGCAGAUAAACUACGAUAUGCACAUUAACAUGCAAGGAACGAUGAAAAUGGAUAGUGAUGACGUCUCCUUGUGGAUCGAGUGUACCGGCAAACUUGAUUCUGUACUCGCCUCUAUUCGAAACCUUCAACGCCUUUGUGCACAACAAGAGUGGUAUAUUUGGCGUGGACCAAUGAAUGAGAAACUUCGUAUUGCAAUGGUUUACGCAAUGCUCGCUCUCAGCACGGAAUACCGAGCAUUUUUCAAAAAGAACAAGAUUGAUCCGAAAAGAAACAAACGAUGCACGGAAAUUCUCAGAAAGAGCUACUUUCGACUUUACGACAUGAAAGGUACAAUGGCUGACUUGAAGGACUCCUACUGCAGAACUAAAUUGCAUAAUAUGUAUAUCCUUGAUUUAAUGCUUAAGGAUCAUAUCAAGGCAGUGAAUAAGCUUAUCGAGUUGUGCCCACAGGCUACUGUUAAAAAGUCUUAA